GGCCUUCUGAAUGAUGAAGGCUGACCACCUAGUGCUCAUGACUCCUGACAGCAGUACUGAAGAGUAAAUUUGAGAAACCAUCAUAUGAAGAUGAGCCAGAUACCAGCACAGGAGCUAAAUGGAACGACCGCCGGGAGUCAAAACUUGGUUCCUUGUGGAAUCUGUGGAAGACAGUUUGCACCAGAUGUUCUGAUGAGACAUGAGCCCAUUUGCAAGAAAGUCUUCAACAAGAAGCGCAAGCCCUUCAAUUCUUUUAAACAGAGGCUGCAGGGAACAGAUAUCGGAACUGUGAAGAGGCAGCCCCCACUGAAGAAUCAGCCGGUGAAGAAAUCUAACUGGAGGCAGCACCACGCGGACUUUAUUAAUGCCAUUCAAUCAGCCAAACAAGUGACGAAAGCUAUGCAAGAAGGCCGUCCUCUUCCACCUCCCCCACCACCAAGCAUCAAUCCAGACUAUAUUCAGUGUCCAUUCUGCUUGAGAAGAUUCAACGAGGCUGCAGCAGCAAAGCACAUCAAAUUUUGUGAAGAACAAGCUGCUCGCCGUGCCAUUGCUGCUAAGAUCACCAAACAGCCUAUGGGCAAGCAACCAGUGACUCAGAGGAAAAAACCAACUGUCACACCUCUGUUACCGCAUGAGAAGAGAGUACAAAAGGUUGAUAAUGCAGAAAAAUCUACUCCAGAGACUCCUCCUGGAACACUGCAAAAAAGCAGAAGACCUUUGGGUAUAUCUCCUGGAAAAAAAUCUGCUGCAGAAUUUGGACAGCAGACACAGACCAGAAGAUAGAGAGGCUGCCUGCCAGGGACGCAUUAAGGUGUUUUGCAGAAGCACUAUGGGCCUUAACAGUGUGAUCCUCCAGCACCUCUUCCACCCCAAGUGCUGCAGCUCAGUCUGUUGUGAUGCAGUGGUAAUAAUACAAUGGGUAUCAUCUCCAAUUAAAAUAAUAAUAACAAUGGAA
Molecule: messenger RNA, 955 nt
Organism: Gallus gallus (chicken)
Lineage: Eukaryota; Metazoa; Chordata; Aves; Galliformes; Phasianidae
Gene: ZC2HC1B
Product: zinc finger C2HC-type containing 1B
Exons: 8
Coding region: 85-783 (232 amino acids)
Source: RefSeq, a predicted model, not a curated record